Molecule: messenger RNA, 354 nt
Organism: Gongylonema pulchrum
Lineage: Eukaryota; Metazoa; Nematoda; Chromadorea; Rhabditida; Gongylonematidae
Source: the annotation of a GenBank genome assembly
AUGUGGGCGUUCUUCAGUUACAUGUACGCUGGCACCAUGAACGGUAGUGAGAGUAAUGCAUGUUGUAGGAAACGAUCAUCCUCGUUUGACCGUGACAUGAUCAAUCAGUUACAAAAUGAGCUUCGAAUUGCCAAACUAAAAUGGAAGCAGCUUCGGGACCUUCUCAAAGACUAUAAAAUAUACCGGAAAAUGAUCCGAUGGCAAGUGCGUGAGAUGGAAUCGCGAAUUGUUGAGAAUCAAAAUGCUACAGUCGACUUGAUGCUACGCAAACAGGAAGCAGAUGCCGCCGCGGCUCUUUGGUCACAACAGCUCGUGAAACUACUCGAUGCAGCGAAUUCCAGCUGUCCGGAAGCA